Molecule: messenger RNA, 385 nt
Organism: Rhea pennata
Lineage: Eukaryota; Metazoa; Chordata; Aves; Rheiformes; Rheidae
Gene: OST4
Product: oligosaccharyltransferase complex subunit 4, non-catalytic
Exons: 3
Coding region: 105-218 (37 amino acids)
Cellular component (GO): oligosaccharyltransferase complex
Source: RefSeq, a predicted model, not a curated record
CCCUCCCCUUCCUCUCAGGCGCGCUCCCAGGAGCCCCCGCGGCCGGAAGCGCGCGCGGAGCGAGACGUGUCGGGCAGCGGCGCGAGCGGGGCCCGGCCAGCGCGAUGAUCACGGACGUGCAGCUCGCCAUCUUCGCCAACAUGCUGGGCGUGUCGCUCUUCCUCCUGGUCGUGCUCUACCACUACGUGGCCGUCAACAACCCCAAGAAGCAGGAGUGAGGAGGCCCCGCAGGGCCCCGCAGCUGCGCCACGCUGGCCGGGACGGAGCGGGGCCUGGGGCCCGGGCGACUGCCCAGAGCGCUGGCUGGCCGCCCCGGCUCCGCGCUGAAGUGGGACGGCACGCUUCUUCCAAACAAACUUUAAUAGAAAUGCAGUACAAGACAAAA